This is a messenger RNA of Sceloporus undulatus (fence lizard), 1164 nucleotides long. Its product is annotated as proto-oncogene Mas-like. Lineage: Eukaryota; Metazoa; Chordata; Lepidosauria; Squamata; Phrynosomatidae. Gene Ontology annotation, biological process: G protein-coupled receptor signaling pathway. The transcript is spliced from 3 exons. Gene Ontology annotation, cellular component: membrane. Gene Ontology annotation, molecular function: G protein-coupled receptor activity. The record is from RefSeq and is a predicted model, not a curated record. Bases 1 to 1164 code for a protein of 387 amino acids.
AUGUUAAUAUAUGAAAUGGAAAACAACACAUCUGAUUAUGGCAACCCAAACCUUGUGGGUGAUGUUUGGGAAUGGAAAAAUCGGUCAGAUCCUGUUCCACGUCUCCAUGUGGAAAAAAUUUGGCCACAUUAUGUAGACAUUAGCAAUGGUGGAUCCCAUCCCCUCACAAAUAUUAUGGAUCAUUACAAUGGUUUUGGGGGUUCAGGAAACAGUCUAACUCCUUACUCAGACAUCAAUGGAGCUAUUGGGACUUGGCAUCCAAUUAACGACACUAAUGAUCCACUUUCUGAGAAUAUAACAAUAAUUUUUAUCAACAGUUUCAUUGUUAUAAUCUGCCUUUUAGGGAUUGUGGGGAAUGGAAUGGUCAUCUGGCUUCUUGGCUUCCGCAUGAAGAGGAAUCCUUUCACCACCUACAUCCUGAACCUUUCCAUAGCUGACUUUGGGGUUCUCAUCUUUCUCAUUUGCACUGCAUCAUCUGUGACUGUCGACGCCCAGUAUAACAGAGCCAAUGUUCAGUUUCUGUUGUUUUCAAUAUUUUUUGAAUUGUUUUUUUUCACAUAUUCCACUGGCCAGUGUCUACUGGCAGCUAUCAGCAUUGACAGAUGUUUGGCUGUCCUCUUCCCACUUUGGCAUCGAUGCCACCGGCCCUCACAUUUAUCCAGUAUUGUUUGUACCCUAAUCUGGAUCUUCUAUUUCUUGCUCUCUGGAAUUCACUUCACUCUCCAUAGCAUCAAGAGCUCUGGCAGAUCUCCACUGUUGUAUCUACUUAUUCUCAACGUUGUCCUUUGUACUCCCAUCAUGGUCACUUUCACUCUAACCCUGGUCAUUCAUGUCUCGUGUAAAUCAGAACAACGCCAGCAGGGAAAGCUUGUUACCGUCAUCUUGCUUACACUUCUCUUUUUCCUCCUCUUUGCUCUUCCACUAAAUGUGAUUUAUAUAUUCAAUUAUUACUAUUAUUAUAAAUUUUUCUCCUCCCUCAUGGUAACUGGUUUUGCUUGUAGUUCUCUGAACAGUAGCAUCAAUCCACUGAUUUAUUUCUUAGUUGGGCGGAGGCAAAAGAAGGGUCAGCCCAGGGCAUCCAUGAAGGUGGCACUCCAGAGAGUUUUCAAGGAUGAGCAAGAUAGUAGGGAAGAACAGAACACAACCAAUGAAACCCUUGUGUAA